AUGAUUACAAAUGAAUCGGUAGCAGGGGAGCUGAGGGGGAGGCGGGGACGGGGAGGGGGGAGGGGGCGUUGUCAUAGCGACGCGAGACGAUCGAUCCGCCGCCCGCCCGCCCGCGCGCCUCAAUUAAACAAUGAUUCACACUACGUGCGUAAUGCGAAACUGCAAUUAAUUUCGAUACCGACGAAAACCGCGGCACCGCGCAGGGGGGCAUUUCCGAACGACUUACACAGCGGCGGGGCAGAGAGAAUUUUAGAUAAUGCCCCCGAGCACAUGAUUCUAAAUAAACUGACGACCCAG
Molecule: messenger RNA, 297 nt
Organism: Iphiclides podalirius (scarce swallowtail)
Lineage: Eukaryota; Metazoa; Arthropoda; Insecta; Lepidoptera; Papilionidae
Source: the annotation of a GenBank genome assembly